Messenger RNA from Perca flavescens (yellow perch), 1291 nucleotides. RefSeq names its product membrane-spanning 4-domains subfamily A member 4D. Lineage: Eukaryota; Metazoa; Chordata; Actinopteri; Perciformes; Percidae. The transcript has 7 exons. The record is from RefSeq and is a predicted model, not a curated record. The coding region runs from base 546 to 1115 and encodes 189 amino acids.
GAUUCACCGCAGCGAAUCACUCUGCAAGGCUAAACAAUUACUAACAGUCAGAUUUUAUAUUAUUUAUGUCCUCUAGAACAAUACAGCAAAUGAAGUUAAUCUACAAGAAAAAAAAUUGUAAACCCUAUAAAUCACGAAUUACAACAAGCCCAUAAAUAGAUUACUGGUUGUGUUCAAACUGAACAGAUCGUUUAUCAAUUCCCCUUCACGCUGCUCGGCUGCUCCAUAUGUGAACGUGAUGUGGGUCUUUACAAGACUGAACUACAGCAGCGACCGCGGGACUACACAAGGUUUCAUGUCUCUUAAUGCCCAUGGAUGGGUUACUGAACGGGCCUACUGGGCACAGGCACAGGGGCCCAUAGCGUCAGGGGCCCUGACCAUAAAAUAUAGCUCCUUCCCAGGGAGGAAGUAUCAUCUGCCUGAAGAAGCAUUUCCCUAAAUCAUGGAUAAGAACCAGAAUCGAUUGGCAGAAUAUAAAUCAUGAAUAUAAGUCAGUCAUACUUGACUCCCUACGUAUUAAUAUUUUCAAUCUAUUUGUCCCCAAGAUGUCUGCUGAGCUCUACUGUGUGAGUGAACCAGGUGGAAAUAAUGCAAGUCUUCAAAGCACCACAGUGGGGGGCAGCAAACCUUUACACCGCUUCUUGAAGGGGCAACCCAAGAUUAUUGGCAUCAUCGUGCUGGUCAUGGGCUCGUCUUUCUUCAUCGUUUCCCUAGCGAUCAUACCAGAGUACUUUAGUUCAUUCACAUGGACAGCCAUCCAGCCUGGCUUCGCAAUGGGAAUACUGUUCAUCAUAUCUGGGAUUGUGUAUAUUCUGACAGAGCACAGCCCAACAAAGAAAACAGUAACCAUUUCGUUGGCUCUGAGUAUUGUGACCAUACUGGGGAUAUGUUGGGCUCUCCUGGGCACAUUGCCCACCUUAGAUAGAUACAACUACCACAACACGUCAAAUAAGCACAUGGAAAUGUCUAUGGAAGUGAUCUUCCUGGUUCACACUAUUGUGGGAGUAAUUAUUUUCAUUGUAAUGUCAUGUCUGGCUGGGGCUGCCCUGCGUUCCACCAAGAGCCAGGCCAUUGUAGUGAUGACUACUACACCGGCUGAAACACCAGUUGAAUAACAAGCACAUGAGGAAGAUCUAAAGUGUGAUAAAUUGAGCAGAGUGAAGAAAUAUAAAGCACACCAAACAUAGCCCAACAUAUAUAAUUUCUAACUACUGACCACUGGUAACUAGCAUUUUUUGAUGUUGUAUAUCAAUUCAAUACAGAUAAUAUGAAUAUAACUAUAUGUAUUGUC